AUGGUUUUCGUGAUUGGCCGAGCUGUGUUCUGGGAGCUUGACAAGGCUUCCACUUCCUGGUUCGCGCUUGACUACCUCUGCGACGCUAUUUAUUUGAUUGACACCACUAUUCACAUGCACGAAGGCUAUUUAGAACAAGGGAUUAUGGUAAGGGACGCCAGGAUGCUACGCCAGAAUUACAUGAAGUCCGAUUGGUGGCCAUAUGAUUUCAUUUCUUUAAUUCCAACUGACAUCGCUUAUUAUUGGUGGCCGCCGGGAAAUUGUGACUUUGAUCGUUUGCCGUGCCCUGUUAUUGUCCGACUCAAUCGUUUGUUUCGACUGCCCCGCAUGUGGGAGUGGUUCGAUCGUACCGAGACCGCCACAAGCUUUCCGAAUGCCUUCAGAAUUUGCAAGGUCGUCAUGGCUAUUUUAGUACUUAUUCAUUGGAAUGCAUGUCUUUUUUUUGCUAUCAGUUAUGCAAUUGGGUUCGGAACAGAUAAUUGGGUAUACAAUAUAACAGGCUCGCGCAAUGAAACUUUGGCUCAUCAAUAUAUUUAUAGUUUUUAUUGGUCAACUUUGACCCUCACCACUAUCGGUGAAACACCCCAACCCGAAAUUGAUGUCGAAUACAUUUUUGUCGUCUUAGACUUUUUGGCGGGAGUGUUAAUUUUCGCAACAAUCGUUGGUAAUAUUGGAUCGAUGAUUUCAAAUAUGAACGUUGUUAGAGUUUAA
Messenger RNA from Pieris macdunnoughi, 711 nucleotides. The record is from the annotation of a GenBank genome assembly. NCBI's taxonomy places the organism in Eukaryota, Metazoa, Arthropoda, Insecta, Lepidoptera, Pieridae.